AUGUCUGCUCGUGUGCUCGGCGCCACGGCCUGCCUGCGCCGGGUGCUGCCCACGGCAACUGUGCGCGCGUCGCGAGUUAUACAGCCCGCCAUCUUUGUGUCAGGACGACGGUACGCCUCCGCAGGCCCGUCGGCAUCAGAAGCCGAACCGGAAACUUCCAAGCCGAACCGAAAACAGUCCACGAGGGCUGUUGCGAAGCAGCUCGAAUACAUCAACGAUCCCUGGGUUCUGGGCAAAUACAUCGAAGACUUGCUAGCCAAAGACAAGUUUAACGAUGCUCUGAAGACGGUCGAGCUUGCGAGCAAAAACCUUGACACAGUGGUGUCUUGGAAUCACCUCAUUGACUACCUGCUGAAGCAGCAGCAAAUAAAGAGGGCCAUGACCACAUUCAACAGUAUGAAGAAACGCGCGCAAUUCCCCAACGCCCAGACCUAUACCAUCAUGUUCCGCGGCCUCGCCAACUCUCAACACCCCAAAAAUGCCGUCGCCGAAGCCACGAAGCUCUUUAGCCAGCUCAAGAACGACCGCCGGCUGCAACCCAACACGAUCCACCUCAACGCUGUGCUGAGCGUCUGCGCGCGCGCCUACGAUAUUGACCAGCUCUUCCUCGUCGCGGGCGAGCUCGAGGACCUCAAGCUGGCCCCGACCGCCGCCACGUACGGCGUCAUCUUCAACGGCAUGCGCCAGUACAUGUGGCGCGAGUACAACGACCUUGACAAGGACACCAAGCAGGCCAACAUUGACAAGAUGAUUAGCCGCGCCCAAAGUAUCUGGGUCGAGGUCCUGGAAAAGUGGCAGCAAGGUAAGAUCAAGCUUGACGAGUCGCUCGUGUGCACAAUGGGCCGCCUGCAGCUCCUCUCCAAGGACCGCAAAGAGAAGCUCCGGGUCCUAGAUCUUCUCGAGCAGACCAUGAACAUACCAAACCUAGCCACCAAGGGGGUCAAGCCCUUCUCCGACACUGCCCAGGACCCAUCUGAGCGCAGCGUAGUGCCGAGCUCCCAGCGCAAAGGCGGCUUCGUCAAGCCUGGCCAGAACACGCUCGCUCUCAUCCUCACCACCCUCCUCACGGGCCGACAGACGGGCGCCGCCGCGCCGUACUGGAACCUGCUCGUGCACGACAAGAAGCUCGUGCCCGACAACGACAACUGGCUGCGCAUGAUUGGCGUGCUCAAGUCGUCCAAGUCGAGCGCCCAGGCCGCCCAGAUCCUCUCCACGCUGCCCGAGACGGGCAUCGAGGUCGAGGCGCGCUCCUUCGGCAUCGCCAUGGAGGCCUGCGUCCGCGACAACAUCAACCCGCACGUCAUGACGCACGCCACGCGCAUCCUGCACACCAUGCAGGCCCGCCUCAAUCCCAACCCCGACAUGCACACCAUGCGACUCUACCUGCGCGUCGCGCUCGUCAGCCACGCCGCCUUUCGCGGGCGCGCCAGCACCGGCGACGAAACCGGCGCCAAGGCCGCCUACGGCCGGCAGAUCGCGACCGCCCUCGCCGAGCUCUGGCACCCCUACAUCGACCUCUACAACAAGUACUUCAAGAGCGAGGCCGCCGCCACCGCUGGUGGGGCGGACUCGCGUGCCGCGGGCAUCCUCUACACCAACCAAAAGGAAGUCAUCGCCCUCGGCCGCAUGAUGGUCGGCGGCUUCUCCAAGGUCAUCGAGGAGCGGAUGCUGCCCGGCAACAACAACCGCGACAUGAUCAUCGCCUCGGCCAAGAUCAACAAGGGUGUCACCGCCUUCUUCGCCGACCGGGAGCUGCGCGAGCCCAAGCUCAACGAGAAGGCGACGGCGGCACGUAAGCGCGAGGAGGAGCAGGCAAAGCAGCAGCCGCAGGAAGAAGAUGACGGGGAGGUGGCCGAGGGAGGCGAGCAAAGGGACAAGAAGCAAAAGUCCGUGUUUGAGAUUGACAUGCCGGAGCUCAACGACACGGUUAGCAAUGACGCCAAGCACAAGAGCAAGGCACGACCAGGCGCUGAUUUCGUGUGGAACACAAGGAAAAUGGGCAGUGGGAAGAGGUGGGAUGGGAAGCAAACGCAAAGCAGGCAGAGCGAAAGGGGUUCCGACAGGCCAGUGAUCGACCGAUGGGUGUCUCCGUCCCUCGGCAAAGAUGAACUCGCAACGCAAAAACAUACGCAACAGGAUGGCUUCAUUCCUAUAAAGCCUGUAGUUGAAGAUGUGGAAGCCACUGCGGGAUGCAAGCCUGCGGACAUAACAAAUCCUGCCAAAACGAACAACCCCAACGAGAGCGAUGAAUCCCUCUGGGCUGCUCUGUUGGCACAGAAGAAAUAG
Molecule: messenger RNA, 2286 nt
Organism: Akanthomyces muscarius
Lineage: Eukaryota; Fungi; Ascomycota; Sordariomycetes; Hypocreales; Cordycipitaceae
Exons: 2
Coding region: 1-2286 (761 amino acids)
Molecular function (GO): protein binding
Source: RefSeq, a predicted model, not a curated record